This is a messenger RNA of Lampris incognitus (smalleye Pacific opah), 3613 nucleotides long. RefSeq names its product mitogen-activated protein kinase 7 (gene mapk7). Gene Ontology annotation, cellular component: nucleus; cytoplasm. Gene Ontology annotation, molecular function: MAP kinase activity; ATP binding. The transcript has 7 exons. The record is from RefSeq and is a predicted model, not a curated record. Bases 86 to 3436 code for a protein of 1116 amino acids. Lineage: Eukaryota; Metazoa; Chordata; Actinopteri; Lampriformes; Lampridae. Gene Ontology annotation, biological process: intracellular signal transduction; cell surface receptor signaling pathway; protein phosphorylation.
CAAGGAAGUAGCAGUCGCAAAAACAAAAGAUUACCAUGCCAUCACAAGAUAAAAACCAAGAUUCGUUUUGUGGUUGAUUUACAAGAUGACAUCAGUUUUCACUUCUCACUCUCCUGGCACAGCCAUGUCCAAAGAGGUAGGAGAAGGCACUACGUCUGAGUCGGUGACAUUGGCAACCCAAAGCGUCAUGGCCUCUGAGGAUAGAAGAGAGAACAGCCGCCGUGGUGCAGCUGUGGAGGCCACAGGCAGUACGGCAGAGACCAGCACGGCUGCAAAAAACCUGGCCCUCCUGAAAGCUCACUCUCUGGAUGUCAAUUUUGAAGUUGGUGAGGAGUAUGAUGUCAUCGAAACCAUCGGCACUGGGGCUUAUGGAGUGGUUUCCUCCGCCAGGCGACGAGACAACGGCCAGCAGGUGGCAAUAAAGAAGAUCUCCAAUGCCUUUGAGGUGCUGACAAACGCCAAACGCACAUUGAGGGAGCUUAAGAUUCUCAAGCACUUCAAACAUGACAACAUCAUUGCUAUCAAAGACAUCCUUCAACCAAACCUCCCCCACUCUGCCUUCAAGUCUGUAUAUGUGGUGCUGGACCUGAUGGAGAGUGAUCUUCACCAGAUCAUCCACUCCGGCCAGCCGCUAACCCCUGAACACACACGCUACUUCCUGUACCAGCUUCUCCGUGGCCUCAAGUAUGUCCACUCAGCCAACGUCAUCCACCGUGAUCUGAAGCCUUCCAACCUGCUGGUGAAUGAGAAUUGUGAGCUGAAGAUUGGAGAUUUCGGAAUGGCAAGGGGCCUCAGCUCACACCCUGAGGAGUCCCACUCUUUCAUGACAGAGUAUGUGGCAACACGAUGGUACCGUGCCCCAGAGCUUAUGCUGUCUCUGCAUCACUACAGCCUGGCUAUUGACUUGUGGUCAGUGGGCUGCAUCUUUGCUGAGAUGCUUGGCCGCAAGCAGCUUUUCCCAGGGAAGCAUUACGUCCACCAGCUGCAGCUGAUUUUGUCAGUACUGGGCACUCCUCCUGAUGGGCUGAUCAGUGCCAUCAGGGCUGACCGGGUGCGCGCUUUUGUACAGAGCUUACCUUCACGGGCCCCUAUACCUCUGGCCAAACUAUAUCCACAGGCUGAGCUUGAUGCUCUGGACCUGCUGGGGGCCAUGCUGCGCUUCGACCCUCGAGAGAGGAUCAGUGUGACUCAAGCUCUAGAGCAUCCAUACUUGGCCAAAUACCAUGACCAAGAUGACGAGCCUAUCUGCGUUCCAGCUUUCGACUUCGAGUUUGACAAGCUACCAAUGAACAAGGAACAGAUUAAGGAGGCCAUACUGAUGGAAAUCCAGGACUUUCACAGGAAGAAACAGAGCAGCCGCCAAAGGCUGCAGUUCAGACCCUUGCCAAGGGCAAAUGGGGGGGUGGGGGGUGGUAGCCGUGGUAUUGUCAACUUGACCUCCACAGCAACGAUUCCCAUGGUGCAGCAGGUGGAGGUAAAACCCAAACAGCGACAGCAAGACACCAUCAACCACACACCAGCAGAUAGAAGCCAGACAUUUUCAAACCAUAUGGUGCCUUUCAACAAACCACCUACAUCCCUUCAUAUGAGCCACACCCUGCCUCUCCUCUCUAAGAGCGAGAAUGGCCCUGUUGAUGUCGACAUGCCCAGUGCCAACUCUGAUGGGGGCCAGCCUGAGACUAUUGACCUAACCACACCAGUGUCUAGCCAGGAAGCCCCGUCAGAGCCAAUGAGAGACUGCUCCAAGGAGGAGGAACCACAAGGAAGCCAGACUUCUCUGACCCAGGCCAACCAGCCCAUAGCCCAACCUGACCCAACGUUACCUGUGACCCCAGUUCAAGGCAUGACUUCCCUCCCCACUGCGGUGCCCUCUCUCUCUCUCUCCCAGGCCCAAGCCCAGUCGUUAUCUCAGUCCCUCUCCCAUUCUUUGGCCAAGGCUGCCAGGGUGCCACCAGGAGAGGGGCCCAGGAAGGAUGGAGCCAUUUCUGAAGACACCAAAGCUGCACUCAAAGCAGCACUGUUAAAAUCAGCUCUCAGAAACAAAGCCAGAGGUGAUGGGGGUUCCUCACUGUUGGGGCUGGAUGCUGGGGGAGGAGGGGGUCAAUCCACCUCCCUGUCAUCCCUCCAGGAGCUGCGUCGACCAGUCACAGCUCAGAAGCGCCAAAGAGAACGAGAGGAGAAGAGGAGAAAGAGGCAGGAGCGAGCGAGAGAGAGAGAGAGGAAGCUGAAAGAGAAAGAGAGGAGAGAGGGCAGACAUGGUGAUUCGCUGGGUGGAGUUCUGUUGAGUGACAAUGACAAAAGCCUAUUGGAACGCUGGAAAAAGAUGAUGGAUGGCUGUAAUGACAAACACCAGACUCCCAACAACGAUGGAGAAAAGACUAAGAACUGUAACAUAAACUCCCAUCUUAGCAUUGGGUUGAAUGAGAACGGCCAAUCAGCUGCAGGCAAAAACACAGAAAAAGAGGCCGGAAAUAUUCAGUCUCUUGAACAGUUGAUCCCUCAGGUGAAACCCAACCUGCCUGGUGUGUUUCAUCCUCCUAACAGCCAGGGGUCACUGCCUUUCACAAUGAGCCUGGCUAAACCGGCUGAAAGAGUUACUUCUGUGAGUGGAGGAAUAGAUACAAUGGGGGCCAGUGGAGGUUUUGUCAAAAACAAUGGGCUAAAGCCACAGGAGGAGAUGGAGGGGGGUGGUGAUUUCAGUUGUCUAGGGAACUGGAGCUGCCAACAGGUGGAAGCGAGGUCAACUCAACAACCACAGCCCAACAGGUCACCUCAGCCCCCAGCGACAAACUUCCUUCAGCCCCAACUCCAGCCUAAAAGUCAGCCUAACAUUCAGCAACUUCCACUGGACACAUUCCUGACUAAAACCCCGAACCUUGCCCCCAGAGAGACUAAUGGAAAUGUGGCUUUAGGAGGUCAAAGUAACAUCAGCACCCACCCAAAUGCAGCAACUACAACUCCUCCUGGGCCUCUGGAGAAGCUCUGUCUUUCUGUGGUAGAGAAGCCUUGCCCCCAAACAACUAACAAUCUCUGCGGGGCCCUAGGAGCCCCUUCUCAACCUCAGACGAGUCUGGGGUUCACGGACACUGGGCAGACAGCACCAUCUCUCCCACCAGACAUCCACACGGUAACACUGCAGCUCUCCAGGUCACAGGUGGAAGAUGUUUUGCCGCCGGUGUUUUCAGUCACUCCGAAAGGAAGUGGGGCUGGCUACGGUGUGGGUUUUGACCUGGACGACCUUCUUAACCAGUCCCUCAGUGAUCUUCAGCACACUGACCUUAGAGACAGUUUUGACUCAGCGCCACUCUCUGCCUCCCUCUUGUCUGAUUGGCUGGAGGUUCACCGCAUGACCCAAGCUGACCUGGAGUCUCUACAGCAGGAGUUGCAGCUUGGAUCUCCCAUGAUUCUCUCUGACACAAUUCCCCCUGACAACUGACUUUUAACCUCCUUCACCUGGAAGUUAAAAAAUACAACAAAUGACAGGAUACACUCAGAUAUUUGAGAGUUGAAAUUUUCUAGCAUUAAAUUCUGACAAAUCAAAUUUUUUCAAAAGCACAAGAAAGCCUCAGUCUUUUCUACCAUUGUCCUGUACUUUCUAUUAAAUAAAGUUAAC